Molecule: messenger RNA, 5066 nt
Organism: Vanessa tameamea
Lineage: Eukaryota; Metazoa; Arthropoda; Insecta; Lepidoptera; Nymphalidae
Product: inositol hexakisphosphate and diphosphoinositol-pentakisphosphate kinase
Exons: 28
Coding region: 288-4733 (1481 amino acids)
Biological process (GO): inositol metabolic process; inositol phosphate biosynthetic process
Cellular component (GO): cytosol
Molecular function (GO): inositol hexakisphosphate kinase activity; 5-diphosphoinositol pentakisphosphate 1-kinase activity; diphosphoinositol pentakisphosphate kinase activity
Source: RefSeq, a predicted model, not a curated record
AAAUUGAACACGUAGCAUCCAUUACGCCGUUAUACAUUGCGCAUACUAAGAAAACAUACUAUUUCCACUAGAAUAAUAACUGAAUAUACACAGUUUUGCAAAAUCAAUAUAUCUAUGUCAAUAUGAAUAGAUAAAUCAACUUUGCUAGAUUUUCAAAGCAAAUAAUUUAUUACGAACAAAUUGGCCACAGUUCAACAAACAAUAGACUCAUUAUAAAUACUACUUAGAAUUUAUUUUGUAUCAUUAACACAGUAGAUAAUAAUAGCAACUUAAUAUUUCUUAUAUUUAUGACAAUAAAAGUUGUAAUGACAAUGACAAGUGAGGGCGAGUUGGAUCUGUGCGAGCCUUUAGACCCGCACAGUGAUGGCGGGGGCAAAAAAGUUGUGGUCGGCGUAUGCGCCAUGGCCAAGAAGUCGCAGUCGAAACCGAUGAAAGAGAUCCUCACCCGACUGGACGAAUUCGAGUUCAUUAAGAUGCUCGUCUUCCCAGAGGAGGUUAUCCUAAAGAAGCCGGUUGAGGAGUGGCCGAUAUGCGAUUGUCUGAUAUCGUUUCAUUCCAAAGGCUUCCCUCUCGAUAAAGCUAUUCAAUACGAAAAAUUAAGGAAGCCGUACGUGAUAAAUAAUCUUCACAUGCAAUAUGAUAUUCAGGAUCGGAGAAGAGUGUACGCAAUUUUAGAAAAUGAAGGCAUAGAAAUACCGCGCUACGCUGUUUUGGACAGAGAUUCACCGGAUCCAAAACAUCAUGAAUUAGUCGAAUCGGAAGACCACGUAGAAGUAAACGGGGUUGUAUUUAAUAAGCCAUUUGUUGAAAAACCGGUAUCGGCGGAGGAUCACAAUAUUUACAUAUAUUACCCCACUUCCGCUGGAGGGGGGAGCCAGAGGCUUUUCAGAAAAAUAGGAAGUAGAAGCAGUAUUUAUUCUCCAGAAUCGAGAGUUAGAAAGACAGGAUCAUUUAUUUAUGAAGAUUUUAUGCCUACUGAUGGGACAGAUGUAAAAGUAUACACAGUGGGUCCAGAUUAUGCCCACGCGGAAGCCAGGAAGAGUCCAGCGCUGGACGGCAAAGUGGAGCGUGACUCGGAAGGCAAAGAGAUACGGUAUCCCGUUAUAUUAUCCAAUCAGGAGAAACUUAUAUCUAGGAAAGUUUGCUUGGCAUUUAAACAGACGGUGUGCGGUUUUGAUUUAUUAAGGGCGAAUGGCAAAUCAUUCGUAUGCGACGUAAAUGGUUUUUCAUUUGUUAAAAAUUCAAAUAAAUACUAUGACGAUUGCGCCAAAAUUCUCGGCAAUAUGAUUCUGCGAGAGCUAGCACCCACGUUGCAUAUCCCCUGGUCUGUGCCCUUCCAACUGGACGACCCUCCCAUCGUGCCCACCACUUUUGGUAAAAUGAUGGAAUUGAGGUGCGUGGUGGCGGUCAUUCGGCACGGGGACAGGACGCCCAAGCAGAAAAUGAAGGUCGAAGUACGCCAUCCCAGGUUUUUCGAAAUAUUCGAGAAGUACGAAGGCUUCAAACGCGGGCACGUGAAGCUGAAGAAGCCGAAGCAGCUGCAGGAGAUCCUCGACAUCGCGCGAGCGCUGCUGGCCGACAUACACACGCGCCACGCCGACCCCGAGAUCGAGGAGAAGCAGGGCAAGCUGGAGCAGCUGAAAAGCGUACUCGAAAUGUACGGCCACUUCUCGGGCAUCAACCGCAAGGUGCAGAUGAAGUACCAGCCGCGGGGCCGCCCGCGCGGCUCCAGUUCCGACGACGGUAACGCCACGCACGUAGGAUGCGACGGGGAGCCGUCCCUGGUGCUGAUCCUGAAGUGGGGCGGGGAGCUGACGCCGGCCGGCCGCAUCCAGGCCGAGGAGCUGGGCCGCAUGUUCCGCUGCAUGUACCCCGGCGGGCAGGGCCGCCACAUUCCGGGCGAAGGCAGUACCCAGGGGCUGGGACUGCUGCGCCUGCACUCCACGUUCCGCCACGACCUGAAGAUCUACGCGUCGGACGAGGGUCGCGUGCAGAUGACGGCCGCCGCCUUCGCCAAGGGGCUGCUGGCGCUCGAGGGAGAGCUGACGCCCAUUCUCGUGCAGAUGGUCAAGUCGGCCAACACCAACGGCUUGCUGGAUAACGACUGCGAUUCUUCUAAAGUACAAAAUAUGGCGAAGGCGCGGCUGCACGAGGCGAUGCAGGUGGAGCGCGAGUUCAGCGCGGAGGAGCGCGCGCGCAUCAACCCGUGCGCGUCGCUCAGCAUCGCGGCCGCCAUGGACUUCGUGAAGCACCCGGCGCGCACGUGCGCGCACGUGCACGCGCUCAUCCGCCAGCUCGUGCGCAUCGUGCUCGCCAAGAAGGACGACCCCAAGACCAAAGAUACGAUAUUAUACCACGGCGAAACUUGGGAGCUGAUGGGUAGAAGAUGGGGCAAGAUCGAAAAGGACUUCUGUACGAAGAAUAAGACGUACGAUAUCUCUAAGAUCCCGGAUAUUUACGAUUGCAUCAAGUACGACUUGCAACACAACCAGCACACGCUUCAGUUCGACCAGGCGGAGGAGCUGUACAUAUACGCGAAGUACUUGGCGGAUAUUGUUAUACCUCAGGAAUAUGGGUUAACGAUGCAAGAGAAGCUUACAAUCGGGCAGGGCAUCUGCACACCCUUGCUCAAGAAGAUACGAGCCGACUUGCAGAGAAAUAUCGAGGAGUCGGGAGAGGAGAACGUCAACAGACUCAAUCCGAGGUACAGCCACGGCGUGUCGAGCCCGGGCCGCCACGUGCGCACGCGCCUGUACUUCACGAGCGAGAGCCACGUGCACUCGCUGCUCACCGUGCUGCGCUACGGCGGCCUGCUCGACGUGGUGAAGGACGAGCAAUGGAGACGCGCCAUGGAGUACGUAUCGAUGGUGUCGGAACUCAACUACAUGUCGCAAAUAGUGGUCAUGCUGUACGAGGAUCCCACCAAGGAUCCCUACUCCGAGGAGAGAUCUACCGUCAGGUUCCACGUGGAGCUACACUUCAGUCCGGGCGUGAACUGCUGUGUGCAGAAAAACUUGCCGCCCGGGCCCGGCUUCCGGCCGCACAGCCGGAACCACUCCACCACCAACAAUUCGAGUCCGUCAGAUGAAGUGAAGUGUAUAGAAGAAGAGGGCGAGGAUGACCAGAUGGCCAGCCAGGAAACUUUACAACCCGACAACCUGGACGAACUGGACAAUACAUUUUCACCCAAGAAAACGUCGAAAUCAAAGCUGAGACCGUCGGAUCCAAUACCUAUUUGCAACCUGCACUACACGGUGAGCGGGCACGAGGCGUCGUCGCUGGCGGCGCGCCUCAGCGAGGAGCUGCGCGCGCGCUCGCACGCGCCCGCCGACCCGCCCAGGGAGGAAAAAGAAACGAAGGACGUCGAGGAGCCGCAGCCGCGCGCGCGCAGCUACGACCAGCACAAGCAGACGCACGACAACGGGCGGCGCCAGCGGCACAGCAUCGCCGGCCAGAUGAGCUACCUCAAGAUGCUGGGGCUGGGCGCGCGUGGGAAGCUGUCCGGCGCCGCCGGCCUCUUCAGCACCGCCGUCAUCUCCGGCUCCAGCUCCGCACCCAACCUGCGCGUCAUGAUACCCACCGCCACCUCGAGCAACACGGCCCUGGAGGGCUUCGGCGGCGUGCCGAGCAUCCGGCCGCUGGAGACGCUGCACAACGCGCUGUCGCUGCGCCAGCUGGACGCGUUCCUGGAGCGCGUGACGGCGGCGCCCGUGCUGCUGGGCACGCCGCCCGCGCUGCUGGGCACGCCGCCCGCGCCCAAGCAGCCCUCGCCCACCAACAGCGUGGGUUGGAGUGGCCCGUCCUCGCUGAUGUCGUCGUCCUGCGAGCUGCCGAGCGGGCUGUCGUCGGCCGGCCCGUCCUCGCCCAACUCCAAUUACGCGUCCAAUUCAGACAAUAAGAACAACUCCUCGGAGAGUAGCAAUUGGAGUAGAAAUGUGGCGAGCAAACUCCCCGAGUGGGAGGGGGAGGCGGCCACGCUGUGCGCGCUCACCGCGGGGCUGCUCGCGGGCGCCGCAGGUUCGUCUAUUAGCGGCGACGUGACGCCGGUGUCGGCCGCCUCGGAGUUGGAGUUCAAGAGCAAUGAGGCAACCGCCGGCUCCAUCACAGAUCACGAUAUACUGAGCGCUGAGGGUGAAGACGAUGAAGAGACAUUGUCCGUAGAUGCCUACGGUUCUUCGGUGAAAGUCAUUAAGAACGAUCUCACCUCUCAAGCCUUCGAAAAUGCGACGAAAAUUGAUAGCAGCGAAGAUUCCACGCGCACCGUACCCAUCGACCUGUACGGCCUCAGUUUUCAAGAGACAAAGGAGACAUUCUACAAAGAAAUGCCUUCCAGUAGUAAAAAUUAUAAUAUAGAGAGUGAUAUUAAAAAUAAAUGUACUAAAGAUCGUUUACAGUAUAUUAGUAAUUUAGACUCGUUGAAUUUACAAAGUAAAGACAGCAAAAAUGCAUCAAAAACAAAUGAUGAACUUAACAAUGCGAGUAGAAGAUAUAGUGAUAGUAGUGCCCAGAAAAAUAAUCUGAACGUGCAGACUGCAGUUUUGGGCAGUAGAUUCACGACGACGUUAGUAUUGGAAGAUUCGCUUGUAGCAACCUCAUCUAGUGAAAGUAAGUCGAACAAUAACUUGGUAGACCACGCGCAAGAUGGACCCCCAGCAGUUGCGCCGCUACUCACUAAAGCUAAAACUAUAAACGUUAAGCCUGGUUUUACUAUCACUGAAAAUCAAAAUAGUUAAGUGUCAACGUAGCACCAUUAACUAAAAAUAGUUGAAAAAAAAAUCAUGAAAAAUGUCAUUUUUAAUAUAUUUACCCAAAACAUUAUUGUAUCACUUAUUUAUGAAGCUUUUAUAAAUGUCUUUGAAUUUCAGUUUUUCAUAUAAUGCAUGAAAGAGAUACAAAUGAUAAUACAAUAAAUAGUUAAAUGUGAUAUGCAUGUUUCAGAUUGUGAAUAUGAUCGCGAAUCAUCAGACACUGUGUGAUAUUGUGCAUUAAGUUUCCUGCUUGUCUAUUAACUUAUUGUGAAACUGUAGACUAGAUAAGAAUUUUGACACAAUAUAUUUGACAUAUUA